Molecule: messenger RNA, 2274 nt
Organism: Paramisgurnus dabryanus
Lineage: Eukaryota; Metazoa; Chordata; Actinopteri; Cypriniformes; Cobitidae
Gene: borcs6
Product: Bprotein-1 related complex subunit 6
Biological process (GO): lysosome localization
Cellular component (GO): BORC complex
Source: RefSeq, a predicted model, not a curated record
AUAUAAUCGUUUUCAGAUCUAUACAAGGAGAUUUAUCGUUCUUUGCUUUGCGGAACUAUCACGUCAACGUUGUGGUUCAGUACGACAAAUAUUAGGUGCGGACACAGUUUCCUGGCAACAUUCAUCCUGGGCGAAGAGCUGCAGUGAGUGGAGGGAUGAGCCACUCUUCUGUGAUUGGUCAGGAUGCGCAGACGGCAAGCAAUGGUGUGGAUACCUCUGGCACUCCAAAGGCACCUGAUUGGUCAGGACCUCAUGGCUUUAACCCCCAAGAAAUAAAGUUCAUGGAUGAUCCCGAAUUUAUAGAGCAGGAUACUCACAAGGGGACACCUGUCCUGUCUGAGAUUCUCAAAAACACACCUUGCCACAUGGACUCGGUAUGUACGCACGCACAUCAAUCGAACACAGUUCUUGCAGAGACUCCACCCGCAGAUGAGUCUCCACACAUGACAUGCACCCAAUCCAUUGAGACAGAAUUAACACAAGCCCGCUCCAAAAGAGAUCUGGAAGAAUGGAGAGGAGAGGAGGAGGAGACAAACAGAGGUAAUGGAGAGAUGAACAACAUCUACAAGAAAGAAAUUGGGCAAAGGAAAGAGACUCUUAUAUCUGUUCAGCCAGUUGAAGCACUCUCAAAGAAACACCCUACCGCUUUCUCUGAAAUCCAGGAAUGGUCUAACUCCGAUUCAUCAUCAUCAUCCCUCCAGGACAAAAUCCAACCAAAUACUUCAGUUUCCCCUGAUGAGGCCCCUCCCCUCGUUCCAGCUCCUCCUCCUGAUCAGACCACACCCCCUCUGCUACCGGACAUUGACAGUUCACCGUGCCCUGCUCAUGUGAUGGCGGAGGUGCGCGUACGGUCUGUGCCAGAGCGAGAUCGUGUUGUGCGUGGCAUGCAGGACAGUAAAAGUCUUGAUGAGAUCAGUGGGGCAUGUGGGGGCGGGGCAAGAGGAGGCGGGACUAAAGGUGGGCAAGCAGAGGGACGCAGAGCAACCAUAUCUAGUGCCCUGGAACUGGAAGGAACUGUCAGCCAGGAAGGAGAUCUCACACACUUCAUUACCAAAAACCUUGAACAAAAGAUUAAAAUGAGUUCACGGCCAAGUCUCGACACAGAUUCAGACUGCUCGGGGCCGGUUGUACAUGAACGAGGAUCUCUGCGUCGGCCGGCUGAUAUUCCACCCAUUGACCCGUCAGUACUGGUGGACCUGCAUAAACACACACAGGAUGUUGCCCAAAGCGUUGAACUGAUGCUGCGAAGCCUCAAUGGAACCAUACAGAAUAUGACUGCGUUAAGUGUGGGUUAUAUCCAGACGUACAGAGACUCAGUGGACAGUUUGGGAGAGUCGGUGGACAUGAGUAUAAAGGGAAUGUACACACUCAUGGCGCGAUGUGAGGAGCUAGAUCGCUCCAUGCAACCUAUACAUGCUCUAGCUGCUCAGAUUAGGGACAUUAAAAGAACGCUUGAUGCACUGGAAACCAUCUGUAAGUAGCUAUUGCAACAGACAACACCCAUGGCCAGGGGAAGACUUCACCCCUUUGGAGAUAAGCUGCGGCUCCGCCCUCUGCUAUACUUUGCAAUGGAAUCAUUUUGCCAGUUGUAAUGUUUCCUUGCAAUGCUCUGCAAGUGCUCGUCCCCUUAGUGACAGCUUUCUUCCCCGUCCUUGUCCUUGGAGACCACAUCUGUAAGCACCUCCUUUUGUUGUGGCUCCUUGCCUGGGAAAACGGUAUUAGGUCCUUACACCCCCAACACCCUCCAGGUGACCACAGGGAAGGCCCUGUUAAUGAAGUGUGGUGUAGGUGGGUGUUUUGACAGACUGUGGCAUUUCCCGCUGUAACAUUCUCAAAUAUAAGACAUAGAUGUGUGUGUAACGUCAAUAUUUGCCGGAAUGAAAACAUUAACUUGAAGCCAUGCUCCGUGUGUACUUGUUCCUCAUGGAUGUCUUCGUUUCUGUAGGAUGGAUGCCAUGCAUCCCAGAUUUCACAGCCGUCAUUGUUAAGUUUUAAAACAGUUGUAUAGAAUCGUCUAGGGAAUUUUGGGCCCUUGAUUGCUGUGUGACGAGUUAUAAUAAAUGUGUGAUGCAUUAAAUGUUUGUCAUAAAACACCCCUCAAUUAAGAGAGGUAGGUGGAGAGAUAAUGAGAAGCAGGAUUUCUUUUUUUUUUUUUUGAAUGGUGAAAGUAAUCUUUACCUAUUUGAACUGUCCUGUCUUGCUAACUUAAACCCUGAUCUGUCAUUAAUGUGUAUUUUAAAUUAUAUCUACCACAAUAAAUUUGCUAGAAUGAUC